CACCACUGGAGUCGUCCACAAACCGCCCGCGAAGCGUAGGGACAGUCCUGUAUUUAUUACCUUCUUACCAGCAACCAUCCAGAGCUCGCGAGGAAAAGUCGUCAACAUUCUGCACGAAAAGGAUGGCUGCUCCACAGAAGAAACCCCUCCCCUUCGUCGCCAACUUCACGGCAGGAGCUAUUGCUGGUAUCUCAGAAAUCCUCACUUUUUACCCUCUCGAUGUCGUGAAAACGCGUAUGCAACUGGAGACGGGCAAGUCGCAACAUGGUCUCGUCGGUAGCUUCCGUGCCAUUAUUCGGGAAGAAGGGUGCGCAGCAAUACUGAUCACACGAAGUCUCGUUCCCCCUUUGUUGCUCGAGGCACCAAAGCGUGCGACGAAGUUCGCUGCAAAUGGUUUCUGGGGCAAGACGUACCUCAAGCUCACGGGCGAGGCGAAGAUGAACCAAUCGUUGUCUAUCCUCACUGGCUGCACCGCAGGUGCGACGGAGAGUUUCGUCGUCGUCCCGUUCGAACUCGUCAAAAUCAAGCUUCAAGACAAACUUAGCACGUACUCGGGUCCGAUGGACGUCGUGAGAAAGGUCAUCCAAAAGGAAGGUGUGCUGGGGAUGUACUCGGGCAUGGAGGCGACGUUCUGGAGGCAUUUGUGGUGGAACGGCGGCUAUUUUGGAUGCAUUUUCCAAGUACGCGCAUUGCUCCCUAAGCCAGAAAGCCCUAAGGCUCAUCUCAUGAGCGACCUGAUUGCGGGCUCUGUUGGUGGUUUGUCGGACCGCAAUAAACACUCCGUUGUCAAAUCUCGUAUCCAAGGCGCGACUCGGGUCCCUGGCGUGGCCCCCAAGUAUAACUGGACAUACCCUGCCGGCGCUGUACAAGGUUUCGUCCCGAAGGUGCUUCGGUUGGCGCCAGGCGGUGGUGUCCUCCUGCUCGUGGUCGAGGUAACGCUAGGAUUAUUCCGACAGAUGCUUGGCCCGCCGUACAUCUGAGUACGACAGUGACAAGACGCAAUACGAACUCAUCGGGCCGUCCGGCUCCUACUUGCAUACUUCCAUACCAUUGUGUUCGAAAGCAACACGAAGGGCGUGCCACAGCACGAUUUGUUUGGAGGAUUUGCUUGACAUCUAUUCCAUACAUCUACAUCACUUUCGUCUUUCCCUCCUAUGCGCCACGUUCAUACAUUCAGCUCCGCCUUCCCACCCGCCUGCACGCUCUCGCGGAGCUCCUCAUCAUCAAGUGCCGGUGCGACCCACUCCUUCAGGAAUGUGUCCACCUGCUCCGGUGCGCGCCCAAUGAAGCUUUUCGGGUCGAGCAGCUCAUCGAGCUGGCCCUUGAUCGGGUC
Fomitopsis serialis is the source of this 1333-nucleotide messenger RNA. RefSeq names its product mitochondrial carrier domain-containing protein. The transcript is spliced from 13 exons. NCBI's taxonomy places the organism in Eukaryota, Fungi, Basidiomycota, Agaricomycetes, Polyporales, Fomitopsidaceae. Bases 123 to 980 code for a protein of 285 amino acids. The record is from RefSeq and is a predicted model, not a curated record.